This is a messenger RNA of Dendrobium catenatum, 2000 nucleotides long. RefSeq lists its product as uncharacterized. The record is from RefSeq and is a predicted model, not a curated record. Lineage: Eukaryota; Viridiplantae; Streptophyta; Magnoliopsida; Asparagales; Orchidaceae. Gene Ontology annotation, biological process: defense response. Gene Ontology annotation, cellular component: extracellular region. The coding region runs from base 278 to 1975 and encodes 565 amino acids. The transcript is spliced from 5 exons.
CUGCUAGCUUGCGCCCACUUCUAUUCCACCAAGCAAUUUAUGCUUUGGGGCAAAUCGUCAAACACAUACGCGACGCUAUGGAUUUAAAUGCUCUGCUACCUACCGCCACAAACUCCCACAAGCUCCUCUGCAAGACGCGUAGUGGCCGCCAUGGACCCUACGCACUAACUAAAAGAGAACUUUAUAGUUUCUAAGUACAGCUUAUAUAUAGCUCUUCGUACCCAUUCUCUCAUCGACUCACUCCACAACUUCUUCUGUGUCAUUAUAACAGUAAAACAUGGCGACGAAGCCGAGAGUUUUGGCAGUUGUAUUACUUUUGCUGAUUGGUGUUGAGCUAAUCGCUGCCGGAAGAGCUGCCAUUAAGGCCAGCGGAGGGGGAGGCGAGGGCGGUGGAGGUGGUGGUGGCCGUGGUUCCGGGUCUGGUUAUGGCUCGGGCUACGGCAGAGGCGAGGGUUAUGGCGGUGGCGGUUAUGGACGAGGUGAAGGGGGAGGCGGAGGUGGCGGGUCGGGUUUGGGAUCAGAUGGUGGUAGUGGAUACGGGUAUGGAUCUGGGUCUGGAUCCGGAUAUGGAUCCGGAAGUGGGAGCGGUGGUGGCGGUGGUGGUGGUGGAGGUGGUGGCGGCGGUGGGUCUGGUCAUGGAAGAGGAUCUGGGUAUGGUAGCGGGUCGGGUUUUGGAAGUGGAUCGGGUGGUGGAAUGGGAGGAGGUCGUGGUGGCGGUGGCGGAGGUGGAGGCGGAUCUGGUGAGGGGCAUGGCGAAGGAUCUGGUUACGGGUCUGGUUAUGGAUCCGGAUACGGAGGUGGUGGGCAAGGAACAGCAUGCCAAGAGGUGGAGCGGCGGCCAUCACCGCCGGUGACUCUGAAGGUGAGAGAACGACCGACGAGGAUGGCAUCGGUUUGCCAAGACGGGAACAAUGCCGGCUUGGUACUGUGCGAUAUGGAGAAAAGCCGGCUGCGUGAGAUCGAAGUGCGGCCGCGGCGGGUUGCACCAGCCGCCGUUGUCGCCGGGGAGGUUGUAGUUUGGAGGGCAGAGGAACAAUUUUCUCGAAAUGUCCCAAAAAAAACAAACAAUUUUCUCGAGUACUACAUUAAUGAGUUGUACCAUUUGAUUACCUCUUGUUUGAGAACCAUCACUGCCUCCAUAGAAUGUGGCGUGUGCUGGGUACCAUGGGCCGGGCUCGAACUUGCCAUGGUACCUGUGCCUUGGGCGGGCCGAAUACGGCCCUGGCUUCCUGUUCAGAAAGGCUCGCCGGAGCUCGCCGGUCCGGUCAUGAUGGUGGUGCUGGCCAGAAGCUUUCGCGCAGCUACCACAACAUUCGAAUUCUCCAACAAAUGCUCCUACUCAGUCUGGGUAGGCACUCUCUCCGGAGCCAACAACCCCCCUCUUUCCCAAACCGGCUUCCUCCUCCCAGCUUCCUCCUCCUCUUCCCUCACUGCCCCUCCGGCAUGGUCCGGCCGCUUCUGGGGCCGUUCCUUCUGCUCAACCGACUCCUCCGGCCACUUUUCCUGCCUCACCGGCGACUGUGGCACCGCCCACAUCUCCUGCAAUGGCGCCGGCGGCUCCCCUCCAGCCACCCUCAUCGAAAUCACCCUCGGAUCCAACGGCAACGCAGACUUCUAUGAUGUCAGCCUUGUGGACGGCUACAAUCUCCCGGUGGCCGUGGGGCCCAUCGGAGGCACAGGGGACUGUCGAUUGGCGGGCUGUCAAUCAGACUUGAAUGGGAAAUGCCCGCCCGAAUUGGCGGUGGAUGGGCCGGGCGGGUUGGUGAUAGCAUGCAAGAGUGCUUGCGAGGCGUUCGGGGACCCGCGGUAUUGUUGCACAGGUGAUUACGGGACGCCGAGCACGUGCGGGCCGACGAACUAUUCGACGUUGUUUAAGACCGCCUGCCCGAUGGCUUAUAGCUAUGCGUAUGACGAUCGAACCAGUACUUUCACUUGUGUGGGGCCCAAGAGCUACACAUUGACAUUUUGUCCAUGAUGUAGAGGAUUAAUGUAUCAUUUAU